This is a messenger RNA of Arabidopsis lyrata subsp. lyrata, 1995 nucleotides long. RefSeq names its product UPF0400 protein C337.03. The record is from RefSeq and is a predicted model, not a curated record. Gene Ontology annotation, cellular component: RNA polymerase II, holoenzyme. The transcript is spliced from 8 exons. Gene Ontology annotation, molecular function: RNA polymerase II complex binding. Gene Ontology annotation, biological process: mRNA 3'-end processing. NCBI's taxonomy places the organism in Eukaryota, Viridiplantae, Streptophyta, Magnoliopsida, Brassicales, Brassicaceae. The coding region runs from base 219 to 1781 and encodes 520 amino acids.
AUCUAACCACGACGAAGAUUAUUUCCAAAAUUUCCCAAACUGCUCAAACUUCUCCGGCGGAUUUUGGAGACAUUAUCGGAGAACGGCGCCGUUUUCUUCACCGUGAUUUUCGUUGCCCACUUCACUGCUAAUGUUAGCCUCAUCGCAACAAUCUCCUUCUUCUGAUUGAUUCUCUCUAUUUGUGAAGGCACACUGGGUUUUGAGCUGGUGUUGAAGCAAUGGGUAGUUCAUUUAAUGCUCAGAUAUUAGUGGAGAAGCUUGCCAAGCUCAACAAUUCUCAAGCAAGCAUAGAGACUUUAUCACAUUGGUGUAUCUUUCACAUGAACAAGGCAAAGCAUGUUGUAGAAACAUGGGGUAGGCAGUUUCACUGUGCCCCACGUGAGCAACGUUUGGCAUACUUGUACCUCGCGAAUGAUAUCUUGCAGAAUAGCAGGCGAAAAGGUUCAGAGUUUGUAGGUGAGUUCUGGAAAGUACUCCCUGAUGCUCUUCGUGAUAUGAUUGAAAAUGGUGAUGACUUUGGAAGAAAAUCUGCACGUCGAUUGGUUAAUAUAUGGGAAGAAAGGAAAGUUUUUGGAUCCCGUGGACAAAUUCUUAAAGAAGAACUUCUGGGAAGGCAGCCUGAAAUUGGAACCAGAAAUGGAAAUCUCGUGCCACUUAAGCUCUCUGUUCCUCAGAGACAGGCAAAUGGAUCUACACUGGAGAAAGUAGUGUCUGCCGUUGAAGUUCUUCAUGGUGUACAAAUUGAUGAGGAUGCUAUUGUUGGAAAAUGUACUAAUGCUGCUGGUUACCUUGAGAAAACAACACAAGAGGUUGAGAGAGAUCUUAGUUCAGGACACACCCCUGGGCCAGCGUUGGUAAAGGAGUUGCAGGGACAACAUGCCAUAUUGAGAGACUGCAUCGAACACCUAGGGGCAAUGGAGACAUCCAGAACAAGUCUUGUCUCACAUUUGAGAGAAGCUUUACAAGAACAGGAACUCAAGCUGGAGCAAGUCCGCAACCACCUUCAGAUUGCUCGGUUUCAAUCAGACCGAAGUGGUGAUCUCUGCAGACAGCUUCUAGACCAUGGUGGUAGUUCACAGCCUCCUGCUACAGAAGAAGAAGAGUCAAAAGAAGCCAUCAAACUUCCAUCCGCUGCAGCAGCACCGCAAAGCUUCACACACAGUGAUGUGGAACAAUCUGCACCUGUUAUGUUUGCUUCAAACCCAACUCAAGCAGUUCAAGACCCAAGAAAAACUGCGGCUGCCGCAGUGGUAGCUAAGCUAACUGCCUCAACUUCCUCAGCCGAGAUGCUCUCCUAUGUUCUCUCAUCCUUAGCCUCCGAAGGCCUCAUCGGAAACAACAAACCACCUGCUGUAACAGAAACUCUAUCAUCCGUUGACUACCCACCAGAGAAAAGACCCAAGCUUCAAAACCAAGACCAGUCCUAUCUCCCACUGCACCAACAGAACACUGCAACAACAUCAUCCACCACACCCCCACCACCGCUUCCACCACCACCACCAUUCCAGCUUCAACCCCAGUUCUUGCAGCCCUUACAGCCUCCUGGUCCUGUAAACCACACACCAUUCAACUACACCAUAGCAACCACAACUGCAACAACACAGCAGCAGCAACAACAACAACAGCAACAACAAGAUCAAGGUCCUCCUUGGGUUCCUGGGCUCACUCAACUUUCAACAACCUCUGCUCCAUCGGAAAAUUCAUACCAGAAGUUUCAGGGACAAGAUGGUUUCUAUGGCAUUAACUCAUCAAUGCCUAUUACACCUGUCACUCGGCAGUAGAGUAAAUCUGUUAUAGGGGGUGAAUAUAGGAAAAAGCUCGCUUUGUUUUUUUGGUUUUUUUGUUAAAUAUAGUUUUAAUGGUCUUUUGAUAAUUAGGAUUUUACGUUCUUAAAAUGUGCUUUGUAUGCUUUCUAAUUGUGCGUACUAAUCAAAAGGCUUCAUCUCUGUAAACAUUUCAUAAAAAAAUCCCUUCUUUUGCUCUGAGAUUUUACUA